AUGGCGACCGAUCUCAGCGCUAGUUUUAAUGAACAAUACAUUAACAUCAACACAAAACUAAAAAAGAGGUUUAUGCGAAAACCUAAUAUCACAGAGGCUGCAAAUGAGUUUUUAGCACUCGCGAUACAAUGUGAGCAUUCGGAACAACCAGCUUUCGCAGGUCAAACGUAUGUAGGGGCCGCUAAAUGUGAGGCUUCGAUUGGUAAUGUGCUCGGUGAAGCUGAGCAUUACAUAUCAGCUGCGAGGCAGUUUAUGAAGGCUGAAAAAAAAUUGGCUGCUCUAAAAUUUCACAGCCCUGAUAGGGAAAAUUUAGAAGCAGCAAUUGGCUGUUACACACAGGCACUUAGUAAAUAUCCAGAGAAGUCACCGAUACGCACCUCCAUUCUGCUAGAACUGGCUGAAGAAUUAGUUUCGCUGGAUCUAAAGUCAGAAGCCCUCGUGUAUUAUGAACAGGCUUUAGGGACUGCUACUAAUGGGGUCGUCAAUUUGAUGUGCUCUCGAAAGAUCAUAAAUUUGCUAAUUGAUUGUAGAAAAUAUGAAUAUGCUUUGGAGAUGGCAAAUAAAAUAUGUGAAUCAAACAUUCAUAUACCAGAAGGUGUAUUAACUGAGAUUCAAGUGAGCAGAAUAUUGUUGGCAUUGCUUGUUGAACCCACAGAGGAAAUAAGAAGUGACUCUCUGAAACAAUUGUUACAUGAUUUACUUAGUGAUGAAGAUAGCAGUGCUCUUCCCUUCAAUAUGGAUCUGAGACUAAAACUCCAGUCAAUUAUAAUAUCUAGUAGUAUGGACCCCUCGUCUCUAGUGAGUGUGGUUGCCGGCUCUAAGACAUACUUCACGUUGCAGCAGAGGGAAUUACUUGAAACACUUAUACUGGAAAAACAGACAGAGUAA
Messenger RNA from Danaus chrysippus (African queen), 888 nucleotides. The record is from the annotation of a GenBank genome assembly. Lineage: Eukaryota; Metazoa; Arthropoda; Insecta; Lepidoptera; Nymphalidae.